AGAGAGAGAGAGACACGAGACGAGCGUACCGUUGUGCGCGUACUUAUUUAUAGUAGCGUUCAAGUUCUUAUGCUCCGUCUUGAACAUUUCAAAACGCUUCACCGUGAGUGAUCAGAGAAGAAAUGUUGAAUUCUGGGCAUAUUGUUUGCCUAGAUACUCUUGUUUAAUCAAUAUAGCGUUAUAUGAAGCGAAUAGGAAAGUAAGUUGUAUCGAAUCGAAUCAUUUAUAAAAAUUCAAGAUCGAUGCCGGCCAUAAUUAUCAAGGAUUAUCAAUGGCGUCAGACAGAGAAGAAGAUAAUAAUACACGUACCCUUAAAAAAUCGAUCUAAAAAUGUGGAUUUAUUCGUCAUGGACAAUUAUGUAAAGAUUAGUUCAUCUCCCUUCAUCCUGGAGUUAUUUUUAUGGAAGAAUGUGCUCGAACAAGAAAGUGAAUGUGUUCUUACGGAUAACGAAGCUAUUUUCUCCUUGCAAAAAGAAAAUAUAACUCACGAUUGGCCAUGUCUUGAAAUGAGAAACCUCAGCAAGGAGCAAAAACAUGAUUUUAGAAAUCGAAUUUUAGAAAAGACGCAUAACGUUGCAGAAAAUCGUGCAAAAUCUAGAAGCGAGAAACGUCAGUAUCUUCAAAAAGAAGCUGUUAAAGCGCAAAUCAAUUUGGAUACUCAGACGUUAAACAAGAUAGAAUUCUUAAGAGAUGCUCAUAGAAAAGCUGCGAUGCGAGAUUUCGAAGAUUGGCGGUCUAAUGCAGAAAUACCAAUUCUCCAAAACAUUUCCGGCAAAGCUCAAAAGAAUAGAAAAGAAUAUAGGCCACCACUUCAGUGGUUCAAAGAUGAUUCUAAUAUUGUGCAAUGUGUGGAAGUAAAUGAAAGAGAAAAAAUGAAAGAAGGAAUAAAUAUGGUAAAAAAACAGGCAAGCGAACCUGUUGUUAUAGAAGAUUUAAAGGAAGAACCGAUUGUUGAAGAAUGUACAAAAAAAGAAUUAAUUGCUACACAGGAUCUUAAGAAAAAAUCAAUUGUUAAAGGAUUAUCUACUGAAGAAACUCAAAUAAAAAAAUCAAUCGAUGAAAUGAAUUUGAAAACAGAAACAAUUUCGAAUGAAUAUUUUCAAAAGGAAACGAAUAUUAUAGAAAUGAAAAAAUCAGCUUCGAACGAAAGUUUUGAUCUUGAAGAGAGCUCCAGUUAUUCUGAAGAUUCCGAAUCUAAUUACGAAAUGACAGCUCACAAAUCUUCAACAACACCUUUAGUCAAAGAAAUGGAUCAGAAAUCUUUACAAAGAUUUGAUGCGAAAACGAAGAAACAGAAACUAGGUCAGAAUUUGAUUGACAAGGUAUUGAAAGUCCGAUAUUUCAAGGUGAAUCAGAUAUUCAACGAACCUUCCAAGACAAUACCGCUUCCCAGAAAAAGUGGCACCAUUAACGUAACUUUUUCUGAAAGGGCCUUUCCCACUCCUGCCAGAGAAAGUUCUCACAUUGAAGAACAGGAAUGGCUCUCGAAGCAAGUGGAAGCUAGAAGGAAAACCGGAUUCGUUGAAGAAGAUCUCCGUCCUGAAGAACAAGAUCCUCAAUGGUUAAAGGAUAAGGGCAAUGACUUCUUCAAAGUAGGGAACUACUUGGCUGCUAUUAACGCAUACACAUACGGAAUUAAGAUUAGCAAUAAGAUGACUGCGCUCUACGUGAAUAGAUCCGCUGCACAUUAUGCUCUUGGAAAUUAUUACAGAUGUAUCGAAGACUGUUCCACGGUACUGGAAUUGAUGGAACCAAAAUGCGAAAGUAAUAGAAUAUCGAGAGCAAGAUGUCAUGCUCGUCGGGGUGCUGCUCUUUGCAAAUUAUCUGCACCGCAGCAUGGAAUCCCCGAACUGGAAGCUGCCUUGAAAUUAGACCCGAAUAACGAAAGUAUAAAACGCGAUCUUCAUGUCGCCAGACAAUACUUUAACAUAAAAGAAUAAUGAUGGACGAAUCGGAUAUUUCAAGAUUUUGUCAGUAG
Molecule: messenger RNA, 1978 nt
Organism: Odontomachus brunneus
Lineage: Eukaryota; Metazoa; Arthropoda; Insecta; Hymenoptera; Formicidae
Product: dynein assembly factor 4, axonemal-like
Exons: 8
Coding region: 243-1940 (565 amino acids)
Biological process (GO): cilium movement; inner dynein arm assembly; outer dynein arm assembly
Molecular function (GO): protein binding
Source: RefSeq, a predicted model, not a curated record